AUGAAGGGUCUUUCGUUCCUGGCCGUCGGCCUAUUCUCCGGGGCCUUGGCCGCCACUAUUUCGACGGACGCCACAUGCGGGGGAACCAACAAAUACACCUGUCUCGGUAGCACGUUUGGCAACUGCUGUAGCAGCGCCGGAUGGUGUGGUUCCACCUCCGCGUACUGUGGAACCGGAUGCCAGUCGGGUUAUGGAAAUUGUGGAAGCAACAAUGGAGCUUCGAGUUCAGUGCUAAGCAGCACCAAGAUCUCCUCCGCCACCUCAAAGACUUCGUCCGCCACUUUGUCACCGUCUGCAACCACGUCCGGCUCUGCUACGCAGUGUUUAAGCGGGAAGAAGGUGCCCUACAAGGUCUCAUCGGACGCAGCCUAUUCCCAGCUUGCAGAGCCCUAUAACUUACGCCUGCCGUACAAGCCUGCUGUUAUCGUUCUGCCGACAACGAACCAGCACGUUCAAGAUGCUGUUGUCUGCGGCGCAAAGGCCGGCUUGAAGAUUCAGGCGAGAUCUGGUGGCCACUCUUACGCGAGCUUUAGCAGUGGAGGAAAAGAUGGGUCGAUGGUCAUCGAUUUAGAGGAUUUCCAGACCGUCGCUUUGGAUACCUCAUCUGGCGUCGUUCAGGUUGGUGGUGGUGUGCGCUUGGGCAACCUUGCGGAUGGCAUUUACCAGCAGGGCAAGCGAGCUCUUUCUCACGGAACCUGCCCUGGUGUUGGCAUCGGUGGACAUUCCACGCACGGCGGAUAUGGCACGACUUCGCGAAGCUGGGGUCUCGCCAUGGACGCGAUCAUCGCUGCCGACGUUGUUCUCGCUAACGGUACUCUCGUCAAGGCUAGUUCCUCGCAGAACUCUGAGAUCUACUGGGGCAUCCGUGGAGCUGCGGAAUCGCUCGGCAUAAUCGUCAACUUCUACAUGCAGACGCGUGCUGCACCUGAGAGUGUCACUUACUUUGCUAUCCCAUGGACUGGAAUGUUCAACAAGAAGGCCACCUUCACCAACGGCUGGCUGCGCCUGCAAGAAAUUGCACGCAACUCUUCCAUCAUCGACAACCGCAUCUCAUUCGGCGUCUACCUCGACAACGCCGGCACCUUCAGUCUGUCCGGUUUCUUCUCGGGUACCGUGGACGAGUUCAACUCCAAGAUCAAGCCUGAAUUCCUGCGAAACAUGCCCACAGCCGGCACCGCGACAGUCAAAUCCUACGGUUGGUACGACUACCUCGUCCUUCUCGGCGGCAAGACCACGAUCAAAGAGCCCACCGCAGGCUACGACGAGCACGACACCUUCUUUGCGAAAUCGCUUACCGUCCCGGAGAAGGACGGCCUCUCAGCCGCUGCCCUCAACGCCUAUUACGAUUACAUCAAGGCCGGCAGCACCACUUUCUACUCCAUCAUCAACCUCUACGGUGGACCUGGCUCCGCGAUCAACAGCAAGGAUACCAACUUCGCAGCUUAUGGUGAUCGCGAUAGUCUGUGGGUAUUCCAGAACUACGGCCAGGGUGCAGACACGGUAGAUUACAUGAACGGCAUGAACAACGCGAUAAUCAAGGCGCAACCUAACACUAACUUCGGCGCGUAUCUUAACUACGUAGAUCCGAGCUAUGAUGCUGCCACUGCGCAUAAGCUUUACUACGGCGACGCCUUGUAUGCGCGCUUGUUGGCGUUGAAGAAGCAGGUGGAUCCGCAGAAUGUGUUUUGGAAUCCUCAGUCUAUUGGGGCUUGA
Molecule: messenger RNA, 1713 nt
Organism: Didymosphaeria variabile
Lineage: Eukaryota; Fungi; Ascomycota; Dothideomycetes; Pleosporales; Didymosphaeriaceae
Exons: 3
Coding region: 1-1713 (570 amino acids)
Molecular function (GO): oxidoreductase activity; FAD binding; chitin binding
Source: RefSeq, a predicted model, not a curated record